GUGAGGAGCCGCGGCGGGGGCACGUGUUCAGCGAUGGCGUUCUACUAGCGGCGUCGGCGGCAGCAGCAGCGGUUUCGCUCCUUCCCCCCUUCCGUCGGUCGGGACCAGGUGGCGCGGCCAUGGCCAAGGGUCAGGCGGCUGUGACCGCGGCUGUGAGCGGCGGGAGGCGGGCGCUGCUGCUGCUGCCGUUGCGACCGCGCGGCGUCCGGAGCGCCGCCUCACGUGACUGCCGAGCGCCCCCGUUCCCGGUGUACCGCUGCCUUGGUGACUGGCAGCGCCUGGCCGUUUCUGUCGCUCACGGGAGCGCAGGGCGGGGAAGGCGCGCCGGUGGGACCGGUGGGGAGAGCCGCUGCGGGGAGCGCGGUGUUAGCAUCUCUGCAUCACCAUCUUUACAAAGCAGAGGGGAUGUUUCCUUUUUGGGAAAUAGGAGGCUUUUUUUUGACACUCAUGCACUGGUAUGCCUCUUGGAACAAAAUGGGUUCACUACUCAGCAGUCGGAGGUCAUUGUAUCUGCAUUAGUGAAAAUUAUGAACAACAACCUGGAUAUGAUUUACAAGGAUAUGGUCACCAAAGUACAGCAGGAAAUUGCUCUUCAGCAAGUAAUGUCCCAUAUUGGUGGCGUGAAAAAGGACAUGAUUAUCUUGGAAAAAAGUGAAUUUUCAGCACUUCGUUCAGAAAAUGAGAAAAUAAAACUUGAGCUCCAGCAGAUAAAGAAGGAAGUCAUGGAUGAAAUUUCCAAAGUUCGUGCUGAUAACAAGUUAAACCUAAACCUAGAGAAGACCAGAGUAAAAGAAUUGUACUCACGUAAUGAAAGAAAACUGCUUGAAAUGAGGACAGAAAUAGUGGAAUUGCAUGCACAACAAGAUCGAGCUCUGACCCAAACAGACAGAAAAAUAGACACAGAAGUUGCAGAUCUGAAAACAAUGCUGGAAACGCACAAACUUGAUAAUAUUAAGUACUUAGCAGGUUCAGUAUUUACAUGCCUUACAGUAGCACUGGGAUUUUACCGUUUGUGGAGAUAAUAAAACAUGAAUGUAAAGGGACUUUACUGUCUUCAUUUCUGGGUAGAAGAGAAAAAGGAGUUUCAUCUUUACCUGGACUUCAACCAAAUCUUGACUGUUUUAUUUAUUUUGUAAAGCAGACUGCAUAGAGAAUGUAACCAAAGAUGUGCCUAGAAACAAACUGUACACAUACUGUGCGUAUUUUGAAACUUACUUCUGCUCAAAGCAUAGUAUAUGCGUUUCUGCCAUUUCCCUCCACUCAGAACUGCAGUGUGUGCACCUUGCUGCUGCUGAGUGUCAUCAAAGCAGAGACUGGCAUUCACACUGAUCAUCUGGGGCUGCCUGCUCUAGAGAAGACUGUGUGGGAUUACGUUCUGCGACCUGUUCAGACCUGCUCACUGAAGUCAGUUGUAUGUAUCAGACUGAAGUCCUGACUGUUAAUGUAAAGCUGAAACUACAUGUUUUGUGGCUUGGAGGCACUCUUGUAUAAUUUGUGUUAGCUGAAUCAUGCUUACCUCCCUCCUUAUAACACUUGUUCAUACAGUUACUAUGAUCAAAUAUUUGUUUUGCUAUUUUUAUAACAUUAUAGUUAUUAGCUUGUUUUCCAGAUGGCUAUCCAAUCAGUCAUGUUUUAUGACAAGAGUACUGUGUAGUGAUAGCAGUGUUUGCUGCUGGUUUUGUUUGUAAUAUAUUUGUAGAGGUUUUUGUGACUAACUUGCUUUUGAUACAUGCAAGUAUCUGAUACUCAUUCCAUAUGCUAAUUGUUAUCUUUACCACUGUAACUGGAAAUUUGCAAUGCAGUAAAAUACACUAGUUGUAUUAAUUUA
Molecule: messenger RNA, 1828 nt
Organism: Neopsephotus bourkii (Bourke's parrot)
Lineage: Eukaryota; Metazoa; Chordata; Aves; Psittaciformes; Psittacidae
Gene: MCUR1
Product: mitochondrial calcium uniporter regulator 1
Exons: 9
Coding region: 120-1022 (300 amino acids)
Biological process (GO): calcium import into the mitochondrion; positive regulation of mitochondrial calcium ion concentration
Cellular component (GO): mitochondrion; mitochondrial inner membrane
Source: RefSeq, a predicted model, not a curated record